Molecule: messenger RNA, 693 nt
Organism: Telopea speciosissima
Lineage: Eukaryota; Viridiplantae; Streptophyta; Magnoliopsida; Proteales; Proteaceae
Product: putative mediator of RNA polymerase II transcription subunit 30
Exons: 1
Coding region: 1-693 (230 amino acids)
Source: RefSeq, a predicted model, not a curated record
AUGGCAAGAAUGAUUCCCUCAGAAAUGGAUCCUUUAAUCCAUCCUACACUUUCUCUCUCUGUUCUAGCAGCAUGGGUAGCUGCAAUUGUAGCCAUAGUUGCAGCUCUUUGUGGUGUUAAAUCAAGAAAAACCAUACAACCACAACAUCCCUCGCCUUCAUCUUCACCUAAAACAGAGCAGCACAACACCCAGCAUGUAGUGAUGACGACGACGACGAUGACCACCACCACCACCACUACAACAACAACAACAACCACAGGUACAGAACCACCACAACCACCCCUAGAAACAAUUACAACAGAAGAAGUGGUAGCCACAGCUCCAUUGGCACAAGAGAAUUCAAAGGAGAGACCCACGGCAACAGCUAUUUCCAAGAGCAGCAACAGUGUAGUGUCGAAGGCAAAGAUGAUCAAGAGCUUAAGCGUGAGGUUACCAGGUAGUAGUGCCAUGUCAAAAUAUAAAGCCCGAAAGGAAGAAAACCAACAGCAGAAACAAGAGGAAACGAAAGCAGAGGAUUCAUUAUGGACAAAGACUAUAAUUCUAGGAGAGAAGUGUAGAGUCCCCGACGAGGAGGAUGCCAUCAUUUAUGAUGAUAAGGGCAACAGGAUUUCUGCUUACCCGGCGAGGACUCCUCGGUCCGUGCCGGUGUCUCGGACAAAUUCUUUCUCCUUACCAGAUGGAAUUCCUGCCUGA